This is a messenger RNA of Oncorhynchus masou masou (cherry salmon), 3790 nucleotides long. RefSeq lists its product as uncharacterized. Gene Ontology annotation, molecular function: nerve growth factor receptor binding; growth factor activity. Gene Ontology annotation, biological process: nerve growth factor signaling pathway; memory; cell surface receptor protein tyrosine kinase signaling pathway. The transcript has 2 exons. Bases 652 to 2271 code for a protein of 539 amino acids. Gene Ontology annotation, cellular component: dendrite; axon; synaptic vesicle. The record is from RefSeq and is a predicted model, not a curated record. NCBI's taxonomy places the organism in Eukaryota, Metazoa, Chordata, Actinopteri, Salmoniformes, Salmonidae.
CCCUCUGUCCUUUACCCCUUUCAAAAAACUCGCUCGCCCCGUCUUGUCCUCCCUCUCCUCCGCUCCAAAAGCAACCAGAAGCUAUUCGCGUUUAGGCUACAGGAGGAGUUUUUGAGAACUGGGAAGAAUUUGACAAACUUUGUUGAUCCCAACGUAGCCUAAACGGACCGCAGCGCUUCACUGCCAGUCGUUAUAGGGACAUCGAUUAGUUUACUGUGUAUGUCGACAUCAAUUUAAAUAAAUUACAGUUCCUCUUUUCAUGGAAUAUGAAGAACAACGUCAGGAGGAUGAGAUCUUGACCGAAUCAUGCAUAGAUCUUUCUUUUUUCUUUUAUCAAACAUCGCGUUGUCUGUCUAGUUAGCGCGGUUAGGACGGAGCUGUUUUUGCAUAUUUAUUUCUUCUUCCCGUCGUUUUUUAAAAUGAUUGUUGUUUGAUUCAAACGGACAUGGCUAACUGGUAGAAUAAACAUUUUUUUGUGACGUGGAAAGUAAAUUUGAAUUGAAUAUGAAAACGUAACUUUUCCAUUUAAACCAAUAUUGAGUUUUACCACUUCGCCAACUCUCUCGGACCAUUAGUCUAUAACCAAUGUGGUGUCAACUUGAAGGACGCGUGGUCCGGAUCUCACCUAAACGUUGAUACGUGUUGGGAGUGAUGCACUGGCUUCCCCUGGUUGCCAUGGUGAUCGCCUCGGCCCUGCCCUUCCCUCACAGCCCUGUGACCAGUACUGUUGCUGCGAUGACGGAGCCCGGCAGUAGCCUGGACAACCACACAGAGGACAUCGAUGACUCUUCCAGUCGCUCCCCCGGAUCUUACUCCACACGUCCAGCUCCUCAGGCCUCUGUGGACUACAACUCCCACAGUAAUGCUUCACUGAAGAACUACAAUGUGACUGCUGAUUCUGUAAGAGCAGACAGUACAAAACGCCUCAGCGUGACGGGUGUCAAGAAAGACUACAAUAACCCCUCCAUAAUUAAAGAGGAGGUGAAAACUUUGAAAGGGAAGCGAAAACAACAAAGUUAUCUGUCAAAAAGCAAUUUUCCUACAGAAAACACGAGCAGCGUUGGUUUAAAUAAAUAUUCUAACACUGAUGGAGGAAAACUCAGGAGCACCAAUGGCAGCAGUCAUCAGGACUACCCCUCCCAGGAGAACUAUGUACUAGGGGACUAUAAACCAGACAGCAGCAGAGCUGGUGAUGACAGCAGCUUUAGAGACAUGGCUCAGAAGGAAAACCAUCAUCACUCUCUAGACCCCAGGACCGAUGAACAGGAUCUCAGACCUCCCAACAUGUAUGUGGUGGAAACUUACAAACCUUCCACUAAUGCUGGACACCACAGUAACACUGGGCCAGAUCCCUCCAGUCAGAGGACCCCGCAGAGAGCAGAGGCUAGGACAGAGAGCAGUGAUAACAGGGGAGAGGAGAGGAGGGAGGGUGGACCUGGGGCAGGGGCUGGGAAAGGUCUGGAUCUGUCAGAGGAAGGAAUGGAAGUAGGACUAGGGUUAGGGCUGGGUCAGGGGCUGGAAGGUGUAAAGGAGAAGCAAGAGCUGCUGUUUUUAGAUGCACACCCGCGGGUCCUUUUCUCUUCCUCUCCUCCAAGGCACCCGCCCCUCCUCCUCAUGCUGGAGUCAGGCAUGUUGCCCAUAGAAGGAGAGGACAAGGAGGAGGAGGACAAGGAGGAGGAGGAGGAAGUGUCGGACGCAGACGGACACAUGGAGGGUCAUGGGGACAGAGAGGUGGACAGGAGUGUGCCGCUGAGCUGGAUGGACACUCUCAGGGGGGCCAGGGAGCCCCCUCUCCCCUCCCCCAGGCACAAGCGCUCGCACUUGUCCCACACCAGGCGGGGUGAGAUGCCGGUGUGCGAGUCGGAGAGUGUGUGGGUAACGGACAAGACGACGGUCAUCGACGAUAGGGGUAAAACAGUCAACAUCGUGCCAGAGAUCAAGACAGUCAAGGGGGCGCUGAAGCAGUACUUCUAUGAGACUCGCUGCCUCCAGGAGGGGCAGCAGAGGGGUGGUGGGCCGCAGCGGGAGGCGGGGGGGGCAGGGGCCUCGGCAGCAGGAACAGGGACAGGACCCGUAGGUGUGUCCGGGGCCAGCUGCCGGGGCGUGGACAUCAGACAGUGGGUGAGUCAGUGUAAGGCCAAGGACACAUAUGUCCGAGCCCUCACUGUUGACAACAACGGUCUGCAGGGCUGGAGGUGGGUCCGCAUCAACUCGUCCUGCGUGUGUGUCCUACUGUCCAGAGUAACCAGGAAAAACAGAGGAAGGGAGUGAGGGCAGGAGAUGGGUCCGCAUCAACUCGUCCUGCGUGUGUGUCCUACUGUCCAGAGUAACCAGGAAAAACAGAGGAAGGGAGUGAGGGCAGGAGAUGGGUCCGCAUCAACUCGUCCUGCGUGUGUGUCCUACUGUCCAGAGUAACCAGGAAAAACAGAGGAAGGGAGUGAGGGCAGGAGAUGGGUCCGCAUCAACUCGUCCUGCGUGUGUGUCCUACUGUCCAGAGUAACCAGGAAAAACAGAGGAAGGGAGUGUGGGCAGGAGAUGGGUCCGCAUCAACUCGUCCUGCGUGUGUGUCCUACUGUCCAGAGUAACCAGGAAAAACAGAGGAAGGGAGAGAGGGCAGGAGAUGGAGGAAAGGUGGAGAGGAUCAUGUGGAAGAAAUGUUAACACAGAUGAUGCUUGGGACAUUGGAUGUAAUGUCAGUGAGACAGUAGGUGUUACUUUAUAGGCCAGGGUGCCUCUUAUCCAGAGCGACUUACAUUGGUGCAUUCUUCGUAUGAUAGCUGCACUCUUACAAAAAGGGUUCCAAAAGGGUUCUUCGGCUGUCCCCAUAGGAGAACACUUUUUAGUUCUAUGUAGAACCCUCUGUGGAAAGGGUUCUACCUGGAACCAAAAUGGGUUCUUCAAAGGGUUCUCCAAUGGGGACAGCCAAAGAACCCUUAGGUUCUAGAUAGCACUUUCUUUAACGAGUGUAGGCGAGACAACCCCUCCACCCAUCACGGGCUCAGUGAGAGUGACUACACAAAAACAAUAAAACCUCAACAAUACAACUUAGGGAAAACUUUCAUAUCAAAAUAGCGAUUUUAGAAAAGUACUGUUUGUUUCAUAAUUGUCUUCAUGUCAUACAUGUUAUUGCUGAGUAAUACUGUAUGUAACCAUGAGUUUUAAAUUAAUAUAUUUCUUUAUAUAUGUGUACAAUAUGUGAUCAGUAUGCUUUUAUGUAUGAAAGUAUGUAUAUUUAUAGCGAAAGGUAUGUGGAUUGAUAGGUUUGUUGUUGCUACAUGAUUCCAGUCUCUGGCGUCUGGCCUCUGCUCUGAAUGGGAGAGGAAGGGACUGGCAGCACCUAGUGAUUUAGCCUGAUACUGCUCAACAUUCCAUACUGAGCACUGACCAUCCCCAGUCCUCCUUUGUGAAGUCUCACAGAGAACAUUAUCACUGACUGCUUUAAUAGUAAGAUAGAGAGGAGAAUUGAGCCAUGUAUACUGUGAGCACAAUGCUGGGUGUCAUCAUGAUGCCCAUACUGUUGUCAUGAGAGCAACAGUCCAUUUACAGUGUAGCCAGUCAUAUGUGAUCAGAACAUUUGAGUGACCAAUAGAAACCAUGCAGCAGUGUGACAACCACAGAAGCAUUUUAUCUCUAUCUCUCCCUGUAGUUAGAUCAUUAGAUGAUUGAAGAAUUCCAUUCGCCUCAGUUUGCAGUUUGAACUCUGCACUCUAUAGUAUAUGCAGUACAACAUAUUUAUACAUCUGGAUUUUUGUAAUACAUGUAUGUAUAUUGUAAAGGCCUGUUUCUUAUU